AUGGAGAAAGACCCCAGCUGCUACCAGGAUGCAACCAAGACGGUGGCGGGCGACGGGCUGGGCGCCGAGGGGACGGAGACACAGCUGGACGAUUUUGUGGGCGCUCACCCUGACUACAACGAGGAGGAGGAGGAGCAGAAGUACUUCCGUCGCAAGCGCCUCGGCGUGGUCAAGAACGUGCUGGCCGCCAGCCUGGCCGGCACGCUCACCUACGGCGUCUACCUGGGCCUCCUGCAGAUGCAGCUGAUCCUGCACUACGACGAGACCUACCGGGAGGUGAAGUACAGCAACAUACAGCUGGAGGACAUCGACCGCAAGGUGCUGAUGGGCAUCAACGUCACCCCCGUCGCGGCGCUGCUCUACACGCCCGUCCUCAUCAGGUUUUUCGGCACCAAGUGGGCCAUGUUCCUGGCGGUGGGGAUCUAUGCCCUCUUCGUCUCCAGCAACUACUGGGAGCGCUACUACACGCUGGUGCCCUCUGCCGUGGCCAUCGGGGUGGCCAUCGUGCCCCUCUGGGCCUCCAUGGGCAACUACAUCACGCGGAUGGCCCAGAAGUACUACGAGUACGUCAACUACAAGGAGGAGCAUGUGCAGGAGCAGCAGCGGGCGCCGCGAGGCGCCUGCAACGCCUACGUCAUCGUCUUCCAGACCAUCUUCUACGCCUGCUUCCACCUGAGCUUCGUCUGCGCCCAGAUGCCCAUGCUCUUCUUCCUCAACAACUACCUCUACCAGCUCAACCACACGCUCUUCGGGGUCAAGCACUGCGGGACCCUGAGCCACGGCAUGCUGGCCGGCUUCAACAAGACAGUGCUGCAGAGCCUGCCCCGCAGCGUCAACCUCAUCAUCGUGGAGAGCGCCCUGAUGGCGGCCGCCUUCCUCGCCAUGCUGGUGGUCCUGGUGCUCUGCGGCUCGGCGUAUCGGCCCACGGAGGAGAUCGACCUGCGCAGCAUCGGCUGGGGGAACAUCUUCCAGCUGCCCUUCAAGCACAUGCGGGACUACCGCCUGCGCCACCUCUUCCCCUUGUUCAUCUAUAGCGGCUUCGAGGUGCUCUUCGUCUGCACCGGCUUCUCCCUGAACUACGGCGUGUGUGCCCUGGGGCUGGAGAAGCUGGCGUACCUCCUCAUGGCCUACGGCUUCUCCGCCUCGGCCUGCUCCAGCCUGGCCCUCUGCAUGCUGCGCCUGCGGCGGCAGAUCCCGCUGCUGGCCGGAGCCCUCAUCCACACCGCCCUCCUGGUGACUCUCUUCUGCUGGGCACCCGAGCCCCGGCACCUAGUCCAGGCGCCUCUGCUCUACACCAUAGCCGUGCUCUGGGGCAUGGGGAGCACCCUCAACAAGACCGGCAUUAGCAUCCUCCUGGGCAUGCUGUACGAGGAUAAGGAGCGCCAAGACUUCGUCUUCACCAUCUACCACUGGUGGCAGGCCCUGGCGAUCUUCACCAUCUACUUGUGGUCGGGGCUGCCCAUGAAGGAUAAGGAGCGCCAAGACUUCGUCUUCACCAUCUACCACUGGUGGCAGGCCCUGGCGAGCUUCACCGUCUACUUGUGGUCGGGGCUGCCCAUGAAGGCAUCCCGGGCCCAAAUCCUGGACAAAGCCACAGAGUACAUCCAGUACAUGCGCCGGAAAAACCACACGCACCAGCAGGACAUCGACGACCUCAAGCGGCAGAACGCUCUCCUGGAGCAGCAAGUGCGCGCGCUGGAGAAGGCCCGGUCGAGCGCCCAGCUGCAGGCCAACUACCCCUCGACGGACAACAGCCUCUACACCAACCCCAACGGCAGCACCAUCUCCGCCUCC
Messenger RNA from Aptenodytes forsteri (emperor penguin), 1794 nucleotides. RefSeq names its product protein unc-93 homolog B1. The annotation marks the transcript as partial. Lineage: Eukaryota; Metazoa; Chordata; Aves; Sphenisciformes; Spheniscidae. Gene Ontology annotation, molecular function: protein dimerization activity; Toll-like receptor binding; DNA-binding transcription factor activity. Gene Ontology annotation, cellular component: lysosome; endosome. The transcript has 13 exons. The record is from RefSeq and is a predicted model, not a curated record. Gene Ontology annotation, biological process: intracellular protein transport; toll-like receptor signaling pathway; toll-like receptor 3 signaling pathway.